This is a messenger RNA of Linum tenue, 741 nucleotides long. Lineage: Eukaryota; Viridiplantae; Streptophyta; Magnoliopsida; Malpighiales; Linaceae. The record is from the annotation of a GenBank genome assembly.
AUGAUGGGUUGGAUACUAGAUAGGAUCGUGCUGCCUUCCAACUUUGUGAGCAAGUACCGAUUGCACACGAAGGAAGAAGAAGAGAAGAAGAACGUGGUGCCGAUGUCGACUGUGGCCAAGGGUGUCCUGUUUCAUCAGUUCUUGCAAAUAACGGCUGCCCAUUUGUGGUUUUCGACUAGGAGUUGCAUCAGAGACCGCAACGAUCCAACCUUCGAUUCCAAUCCGGAUCCUCCAGGUCGUCGUGGCAAUGUUCGUAAUGGACACGUGGCAGUACUUCGGUCAUCGUUACAUGCACGAAAACAAGUUCUUCUACCGCGUCACGUGCAUUCCCUGCACCACAAGCUCGUCGUGCCUUACGCUAUCGGAGCUCUCUACCAUCACUGGGUCCAAGCUCUCUUACUCGACACGGGUGGAGGAGUUCUUGCUUUCAUGGUCUCUGGCAUGACUCCAAGAACCGGGAUGAUCUUCUUCUGCUUCGUUACGGUGAAAGCUGUGGAUGAUCACUGUGGAGUUUGGUUUCCUAGGGCUAAUGUCUUCCACUUGUUGUUUGCAAACAAUUCUGCCUACCACGAUGUCCACCAUCAACCUGGUGGUGGAAAGUACAACUUUUCUCAACCGUUCUUUCCCAUUUGGGAUAAGCUUUUGGGAACUCACAUGCCGUUUGUUGUUUUGAAGCGUUUCGGAGGAGGGUACGAAGCUAGGAUGACGAUGAAAGAUGGGUGGCAUUGUUGUUUAGGGUAG